Messenger RNA from Lodderomyces jiufengensis, 840 nucleotides. RefSeq lists its product as uncharacterized. Gene Ontology annotation, cellular component: cytoplasm. NCBI's taxonomy places the organism in Eukaryota, Fungi, Ascomycota, Pichiomycetes, Serinales, Debaryomycetaceae. The record is from RefSeq and is a predicted model, not a curated record. The coding region runs from base 1 to 840 and encodes 279 amino acids. The transcript has a single exon.
AUGAAAAAUCAAGAAAUUUAUCAUAUCAAACUUAUCAACAACUUAUCAAACAACUUAUCAACAACUUAUCAAACAACUUAUCAAAGUUAUUACGCCAAUACUUCAACUAUCCAUCAAUUCAUAAUGUCGCCAUCAUGGUCAAAAGAUAAUAAUCAGAAUGAAGAAUUGCCACCAACUUAUGAAGAAGCUUUACAUACGCCUUCGCCAGGAUCUAGUACAAGCCACCAUCAACAACAUCAAUCAAGUUCACAAUCAUAUAAUAGACCAUCACCACAACCACAUCCUUCUCAAAACUAUUCAUAUACUACAUCAUCAGCACCACCAUCAACUAAUCCUAAUUUACCAUUCGUAUAUCCAAAGGGAUAUCAUUGUCAUAAAUGUAAUAAUACAGGUUAUAAAAUCAAAAAUGGAUUAAGUUGUAAAGAUUGUUGGGAUAAUUUAUCACCAAGAAAUUCUUCCAAGUCAGUAAAACAAAAUUUCCAUCCUCAAUAUUUUGGUUCAACUACUUUCAUACCUUAUACUCCUCCACAACCACAACAAACUUAUUAUCACGCACCACCGCCACCACCAGUUUCAGCUACGCCAUUAAGAGUACCACCAGGUGAUCCAAGAUUAGGUGGUGUAUUAUGUGGAAGAUGUAGAGGAUCGGGAAUGACUAGAUUUUUAUUGGAUAUGGAACUUUGUCAUGUAUGUAAUGGAUUAGGUAGAGUUGUUAAUAUUCCAACUCCAUCACCAAUGAUGCAACAUCAUAGACCAAGUCCUGGACCACAUCAUAGACCUGUUCAUGGUCAUUCACGUCCUUCACAUUCUGGAUUUCGUCCUGAUGUUAAAAGACGAUAG